This is a messenger RNA of Penicillium lagena, 1659 nucleotides long. RefSeq names its product beta-glucosidase. Gene Ontology annotation, molecular function: beta-glucosidase activity. Gene Ontology annotation, biological process: carbohydrate metabolic process. The record is from RefSeq and is a predicted model, not a curated record. The transcript has a single exon. The coding region runs from base 1 to 1659 and encodes 552 amino acids. Lineage: Eukaryota; Fungi; Ascomycota; Eurotiomycetes; Eurotiales; Aspergillaceae.
AUGCUUCCCAACCGUUAUGCAACUCCCUUGAAUUCACCGCUGUCAAUUCCUACACCUUACGCCCCCCCCUUCAGCCAGGCGUCUCAUCUUUUGGAUCCUCUAAUCACGUAUACCACCUAUUCUUUGAAUCCAAAGGCGACAAAGACACAUGAUGGAAAAUAUGGUCAAAGUGCUUAUGCGGCAAUGUGGGAAAGUGCAAGCUUCACCUAUGCUGAUCAUCCGCCUUUUACGACAACGGCCUCGCCCACUCCAGUAUCGACUAAUGAACUGGUCUUUCCUCCAGCGCUACCAGUCAAGCCAAUAGAUGCAGAAAAGGUGACCAAUCUAAACCUUCCAGCAGACUUUGUUUGGGGAGUGGCGAGCAGUGCAUGGCAAAUCGAAGGUGGUCUGAAGUUGGAAGGGCGAGGCCCAUCAGUCAUGGAUAACAUUGGGGCUUUGCCGUCAUCUGCCAAUGACUCGAACGUCGAUGCGAUGUUCUAUUUCUUGUAUAAGCAAGACAUCAGGCGGCUAUCGGCCCUUGGCAUUCCAUAUCUGUGCUUCUCUAUCCCUUGGUCGCGCGUGGUUCCCUUUGGUGUUGCCGGAUCUCCGAUAAAUAUACAAGCCCUUGAUCACUAUGAGGAUCUGAUUGACGAAGCGAUUGCAAAUGGAAUCACGCCUAUUGUCACUAUUCUCCAUUACGACCUGCCAAUAUCCGUUUCUUACAGUGAUCCAAGGUUCAGCGAGCAUUACUUGUACUAUGCCAAGCAACUGAUGACCCGAUAUGGUGAUCGGGUUCCUUAUUGGGUUUCUGUGAACGAGCCGAAUCUCCAGCCCGUCAACAAUGCUCUGACGAACAUAAUGGAGGCGCACGCGAACCUCUAUGAUUGGUACAAGCAUGAACUUGGGGGCAAGGGAAAGAUCACUAUGAAAUUUGCCAACAACUUGGCCAUCCCCCUGAAUACCAAUAAUCCAGCCGAUGUUGCCGCUGCUGAGCGAUACCAGGACUUCAGCCUUGGAAUUAUGAGCAACCCUAUGUUCCUCGGCAAACAGAUUCCUCCUAGUGUGCUGACAACUACCGGUAUACAGAUCAGUCCGCUGACGGAGCCUCAACUGAAACUCAUUCAUGGAAAAAUUGACUUCUUCAGCUUCGAUCCGUACAGCGCACAGUACGUGGCUUCGCCUCCGGGAGGAAUUGAGGCGUGUGCAAGUAACCAGUCGGAUCCUCUGUGGCCAACCUGUGUUGUUACCACGAAUGAUGCCGCCGACGGCUGGCUUAUUGGUGAUGCCAGUUCCGUGACGUACAGCUUCAUUGCACCUGAGUAUGUUCGGGCGCAAAUGAACUAUGUCUGGGACACUUUUCGGCCAGCUGGCGUCCUGAUUGCUGAGUACGGAUUCCCUGCCAUUGGUGACACCUUAAGGGCGCUGGAUGCACAACGGUACGAUCUGGAGCGAAGUAUCUAUUACCAAGCGUUUUUAACCGAGGUUCUACGAGCGGUUCAUGAGGAUGGUGUUAAUGUUAUUGGGGCAUUGGCGUGGAGCUUCAUCGAGACCAACGAGUUCGGUACCUUUGACAGCCACUAUGGAUUGCAGACCCUCAACCACACCACAUUCGCAAGAACUUACAAGAGAAGUGCGUUUGAUUACAUUGAUUUCUUCCAUGACCAUGUUGAGAGACGUUGA